AUGAAGACGAUGUUGGCUAAUGUAUGGCAUUCUAUAAGGGGAAUCUCUAUAACCGAAUUGGAUGAAGGACUGUUUUUGUUUUGGCUAUACCAUGAAGUUGAUGUUAAUCAGAUUGAAAGAGAGGGGCCUUGGUUUUUUAACUCACAUAUGUUGCUUCUCCAUCGUCUACAUAGAGGAGAGGACCCAAUGGGGGUAGAGCUACAAUUGGUGGAUGUUUUGGUGUUAGCCAAUGAUUUGUCGAUGGGCUUUAUAUCAGAACAAGUUGCAAAAUUGCUAGGCAACUUUAUGGGUUUGUUCCUGGAGUAUAAUGCCAUAGUUGUAUCGCUAGGGUACAGAAGCAAUCUCCGAUUUCGGGUUCGCAUAGAUAUUCGAAAACUGUUGAAGAGGAAGAAGUUGGCGCUACCGAGCGGGAAGUUCUCUUGUGCUUCGUUUCGGUAUGAGAAAUUGAAAAUGUUUUACUUUAUGUGUUGUAAGCUCAGUCAUGGGGAAGGUUUCUAUCUAUUGUGUAUCCUUAGGGAGAGCAAGGAUUUAACCGUACAGUGGGAUGCCUCUUUAAAGGCUCUACCAAGAAGAUGA
Hibiscus syriacus is the source of this 576-nucleotide messenger RNA. RefSeq lists its product as uncharacterized. The record is from RefSeq and is a predicted model, not a curated record. Bases 1 to 576 code for a protein of 191 amino acids. The transcript has a single exon. NCBI's taxonomy places the organism in Eukaryota, Viridiplantae, Streptophyta, Magnoliopsida, Malvales, Malvaceae.